AACAAGAAUACACGGAGUGUCAGUAACAAAAACAGAGACGCGAAGGCAAACACCUGUUUGCCAAAGGUCAUUCGUCCUACGUUCAUAUUUACCUCUCUGAAAUCCGACCUCUAGUUAGUGUUACUGUUGCUGUUUUUCCUCGCUAUCCACCUGCAGAAAGUUGCACACAUAAAUAUUGCACGCUUGCGGUUAUUAUCGACCGCCAGAGCAGAACGAUUAUCCUCUCGCCAUCCGUAGGCCGUGCUUCCUUAUCAAUCCUGCUCCAUCAUCGUCGUUGGUGUGACGGAUGGGACGUGCUUUAGUUCCAAUUUGUACGUCUGAUUAAGUUGAGUGGUACCGAAAUGACGUCCGGCCAUAAACACCUGUACUCAUGUGUGACCUUCAUCGUGUUUAUGGUGGUAAUUAAUUUCUACAAGAACAAAAUCAAUCAAGCCCGCGAAAGGGAGGCUUUUGUGCGUGCCAAGGCCAAAGCUAAUGUCGGCGGACAAGUCGGACGGCAUGCGUUUCAUCAGACUCAGGCGAGAAAACAACAUCUGCUCCAUUUGGACGAAUUCGGUGGAAGAGACGAAUCCGACAGUUGGUACGAUUUUAGUGGGGAAAGUUCCACCGAAGCUGGUGUUCCCGAGUACGAAUCGAUCCUGGACCGCAUGAGAGAGUACCCGGAGGUGUGCCGUGACAUGGAGGUAUUUUACUUUUCCAGGGAGAAAACGUUCGAGACGUUUAACAGUAGAAAGCUGCGGGAGAGGAAGCCCGCGGGCUCCCAAAUUACCACCGACCACGACUCCAACUCUUCAAUGUACGUUUUCUUAUCGGUAUUGAUAAUACUGUUGAUUGCGGCCGCCGUUGAUAUUGCCAAACACAUUCGUGACAUUCCGAGACAAGAUAACAUCCGUCGUCUGUCGCUUCAGAACUAUCAGACGCUGAUUCGGGAAAAGCAGAAGCAGUUUCGCCUGAUGAAGCAACACUACUCCCAACCGUCAAUGAGCUUCGGCGGUUCGUUCGAUGAUCCAGCAGCAAUCGAGUCAGAUGUUAAGCGGAUAUUCGGAACGCCGCCCAAACCGAACCAAACGGCACUGCUGCGACGACAGUCCGUGCCGGCUUUUAGUUGUCGCCCUGCGACUGGCAAGCAGCUGUUCCGGAGACCUUCGGCGGACUCUUUCGCAUCGGCUGGUGAAGUUCGUGAGCUGGAUAGCAAGGGGAUAGCUAAGAAUGGUUCUCCGACGGAAAUUCGACGGAGAGUGCGGAUGAUUCAUCGACACUGAAUUGCUCAACUGUAAUCUCUCAGCUGUAAUUGGUAACGUUUUGUGAUAAGGUACAGGUUAGGGUUCCGGCUUUUGUCGAAUGAACAUACGAAAGUGUAACUUUGAUGUGAUUUUCUAAAUGAUAAACUUCUAGAUGUUAGUGUUAGUGUGAGGUCGGAGCAAUUUUCUAUCGAUGGUGUUUUUACAAGUCACGCUUAACUAGUUCGGGUACAUGACCAACUCAUCCUCUUUUUCUUAUUUAACUUGAUCAGUAGUGUUCGACAUCGGACGAAAUAGAGUAUGGAAUAUUCGAUUCGAAGGGAUAGAUCGAUUUUGUUUCGGAACUUGGAUUUUAUUUAUAUUUUUAAUCCCGAAUAUUAUGAAAUCUCAAACCGGACAAGUCACAAAACCAGUAAGCAAACCAGGUCAACUGUUGUUAAACCAGAUUCCAAAGCUUUUGGUUUGCUGUUCAAUUCCCAAGUGACUGUUUUUUGCUAUUUGUUUUUUCACUGUGAUAAACUAUUGAAAUGAUUGUUCUCAUUUGAGAAGAUGGAAAGCUUGAUAGGACUUAAGGGAUUAUAUACACUAGCACGAUGCAAGAAAUCGAAACAAUUUCUGGUCGUAUUUAAAUUACCUACAUGCUUUCAAGAAUAUUUCAUGAAAAUUUCGUAGUAAAACCAGAGUUAUGACAAUUGUCAGUGCACUAAUUCGAUCGAAUCGAAUUUUAAACUAAACUCUUUCGAAAACAUAUUUCACCAAAGAUGGUUCGCGGUAUACAAUUUCUAAAAAUUCGUUUUUCAAAACUAAAUGGAGGAUAGUAUCUUAAAUACGACCACCUUUUGACCCAGGACUACGCAAAGUACCUGGUAACCAUUUUUUGCUAAGGUCACUAGUUUUUGCUGCAAUUUAAGUUUUAAAAAAUUAAGAUAUAAAAUUGAAAAUUCUUGGAAUUUUCUACGCAAUACCAAAGAAAGUUAUAGGAACCGAGCUUGUGAUCCUAUGAAUUUCACCCAACUCAAUUGUAUUUCAACCUACCCUUUUGUUAGUUUACUAUUGAACCUUUACAUUCGCACAUUGAGACAUGUAUUCGAAAUAUAAUAAUAAACAAAAUUUAGCAAAACACAACAAUGAUAACAGGGGUCUUCAUGUGGAGCUUGAAUUCAAAUACCCACCCGUAAACUGUGUAUCUUCUCCACUAAAAAAUAAUUUUGUGUCUAGUACAGUACAAGCAACUUCAUUCACAAAUUUACAUUGUUUUAAGGGGUUAUAUACCUUUUUGGUCGAGAAAAAUGAGGGAAGUUUGAAUUUAUUUUUAAGUGCAUAGCACCAUUUUUAUUGCAUCAAAGUGAUAUUUUUUUGAAAGUACAGUUUAACAACAACAAAAAAAUACGUUUGAUUUUGAGAUAUACCAAUUAUUACUGGAGUAAUGGCCGUUUCCCCGAAACGCUUUUUUUUGCAGAGGCUUGCGGUGAUCCUGAUAGAGACUCAGCGGGUCAACCGAAAUCAAAAAACUCAUAUUAUUUCAUUAGUUUAGAAGUGUGCCGGGUCCUUGAACGAUUGCUUUUAUGAGUAUUUUGUUUUCAGUGCAAACGGGAACGUUUUUCCCAAAAAAUGCACGUUUUGAGCGCUAAAAAUUAAAUUAAAUUUUUUUUUGCGGCAAAAUGUAACUGGAUGUUUCAAAAAGCGAUCGUUCAAGGACCGGCGAAUUUAAUAACUAAAAUUUAGAAAAAAAGAUUUUGGAAAUCGGUUCAGUAGUUUUCCCGCAAUCAGGAUCACAAUACAAAACAAUAUCGCACGCUAGCCUGGGAGGCUAAUGCGGUCUCGAUCAACUAGAUUAGUUGAGAGAAUACGUUAUCGAUAUUGUUUUUGGCACAUUUUGCAUGUUAUAGGAUAAGUACAACGAUACACCGUGCCCCAGUGCUGAGUCGAGAAAAUUUCCAGCUCAAGAUCCUCGACCUGAUCGAGAAUCGAACCCGAUAUCACAACCGUGUGGGAGAGCUUACCGACCAACAUCGCUAACCACAGAACCACGGGAAUCAGGAUGACGGCAAAGUCAUUUUCCGAAAAACACUAUUCCGAGAUAAUCGCGUGUAAAGUUUCAAGGUUAGCUUAUGCGGUCGUGGCGAGGCACGCUGCAAAUCGCUGUAACUUUCUUCCUAUUGCUCAGAUCUUUAUGAAAAUGUUCUCAAGAUGUUGUAUUUCAAAAUAAUGCAAUAAAAUUUUUUUCGGUUUUUUGAAAACUAAGAAGGUAUAUAACCCCUUAACAAUUAUUCUGAACUGCGGGGUACUCCUAACAGGGUGGCAAAGCGAAUGUUUAACUACUUCAAUUUUGCUCGAAGGCGCUUAGAAGUGCCGUUUGUAUUUAACCAUCAAUUAUAUAUUAGAAGUUUCGAUUAAUUCGAUAGCAGGGGUUCGAAUAUAUUCUGCUUUCUACUUAAAUUUAUUACGAAAAGCGUUUUGUACUGUACAGAAUUCCUAUCGCUACCUGACAUUACCAAUUUAAUUUUUUUAUUGAUCUAGAAAUCGAUUAUAUAUUAUUAUAUAUUAUAUAUAUUACAGUUUAGCAAUCUUUUUGAAACCGUUUUAAAAUUUCUCAAAAACUUUUGCUUUCACCAAACAGUAACACAAUAUCAUAAAGAAAAUAUUCUGAUAGUUUUGUGAAGAACUGCCUAUACAGUUGAUUUUAGUCAGUUUUGCGGCGACAGACCGAUGUCGAUUCAGUGCCGAAUCCAGUCACUUGAUCGGGAUUCUUGCAACAUAUUUGCCCCUGCUAGUUGAUUCUCCGCACUUUUAACCGUACCGUUGCCGUGUGUUAUCCAUUUGGCUACAUCUGCUGAUUCGUACACCUAGUACACUCAAUGGUUUAUGCGUAUGCCUCACACACCAUUUUCCAGUUUACCGGCUAGAAUUGAGCGGAAGAUCAUACGCUCAAAAACAAGAAUUCGCCGAUGAGCCGCUUUCAGUGUUCAUGCUUCAGUAUCUUGGACACAUACCAGGGAUGGUCGGCCAACCUGCCGUACAUCUAAUUCGUGAUCGACGUCAGCCAUGUCGAUGUUAAGGACCGGGGUAACGAAUGUGAAACUCAUCGUGACCGCCAACUUAUUAAAGGUGGGCAAGGUACCUGGACUGGAUGGAGUCUCGAAUCUGGCCAUUAAAACGGCCGCGGGUUGUUCCGGGCAGUCACGAGGAGGUGCCUGGAUGACUAUCUGGUGGAAGCGACAGAAAUUAGUCCUAUUACUGAAGACUGGAAAACCACCAGGAGACCUAUUAGCAUAUAGGCCUAUCUGACUACUGGACACAGCGGGUUACCCUCAACAGACUGGUGAAGUGCACGAAAGAUGUAAACGGUCUGGCAAGUAAUCAGUUCAAACUCCGGAAGAGUAGGUCCACGCUGGAUGCUAUUUUCUCCGUCAUCAGGAUGGCCGAGGUAGCACUAGAGUUGGUCUGGUUUCGGGUUCAGUUUUUGAAAGUGUCGGGUACGGGUCGGGUUCAGGUUUCGGGCUCGGGUCGGGCUUGAAAAUAUCGGGUUUGGGUUUAAAACCCGAAACAUCAUCAUACAUCAAGCACAAAAGCCACUUCUCGACGUUAAUAACGUAUGCGUUAGAAAAAUGGACUUUUUUCGGAUGGAGGUGAAAAAAUAACUAAGACAGACAAUUGAGUUUGAUGGGAAGGUAAUUAUAUUAGCUUCCUCGCAAAACAAUUCUCAGCCCGGCGUCAGAAAUCCUCGAUGGGACGCAACUUGGGGACGUUGGGCGUGUUCGCCAACUUGGGGACCACAUUGAUAUUCAACCGCUCCAUCUCCUCCAACGAUCGCUUCGAGUAGUGGACCGACGGCAGAUCCGGCCAAAACACCACGUCCUCGGUCUUUUUGUAUUUCUUGUUGAACGACGCAACUUCCGGCAGGUACUUCGUACUAUAAAUUUCCCCGUUCACGGCCAGUCUGCUUCUACCCAUGCUGAGCAACCUUAAGCUGGACAGCUAAAGCCCUUGUUCUCCCCGGGACCACCGUUAGGCAUUACUUCAGGGAGAGGGCCAGUCGUGCUUUUUCGCACUUACCUCUACGGGUAGCAGAGCAGCCUAUACAGGCCAGUUAGUUAACCGCUAACUAACCGGGGCACAUCGAUGGUUUCCCGUCGAUUGGUGCCCUGCAAAAUACUAACGAUCUGUGAUGCGGCCUUGAUGACCGCAUCCCAGAUUUUCCUAAUCUCGCACAUCUUACGCACAAUGUUCUUUGGCGUGGUGUCCGUCCCACUUAUUGCCAGCAUUUCGUACCUUAUCCGCUCGAAACGCGGACAUGUGAUGAACACAUGCUCCGCGUUUUCUUCCGCACCCGUACAUGCGGGGCACAUAGGGGACUCGUACCCGAACCUAUGCAGGUACUGCCUAAAGCAGCCAUGGCCUGACAGGAUCUGUGUCAGAUGGAAGGUUACUUCCCCAUGGCAUCUAAUAAUCCAGCAUGCUAACUCUGGAACGAGUCGGUGUGUCCAUCUACUUUUCGUAGUGUUGGACCACUCCCGCUGCCACCUAGCCAUUGAUGACUUAUGGGGUUGCGUAUACCCACAGAACAGAUAUGCAACUUCGAACAAAACUCUGCAGGAAAUCGGUGCCCAAGCUUUCGCAUUCAUUUUUUGCUGCUCCAUCCUACAUUGAUUUUACAGUGCAUCGCUCGUACAGUUCGCUCCAAUAGUUUGAACAUGUACCAAAAAACUAUUUUUUGUUUUGUUUCAAUGACCAUGCAAAAAGGUGAUUUUGAAUGGUUGAAUCUAUCAAAAUCAAGUUAAGACAGGACUGCAUUCAAGAGAUCUUCAAAGUGAAAAUUCAGUAACACACAGUUCACAAUCGACAUCUAGAACAAAUUAAACUAAAAAUCUUUCAACCAUUCAAACAUUGUUUAAUAAAUUUUAUUGGAUCGUACACUUCGCGACUGGUGAAACUAUUUUAACCUGUUAGUUGAUUUACUUGAAUAUUUUCAUUGGAUUUGGAGACCAAAUUUCUCGGCAAACGACAAUAUUUAUUUCUCGUACCGUUUUUUUAUACCUAACAUUUCAAGUAAUGCUUGUCAGACGCGCUAUACACAGCACUGCUUACGACAUUAGGUACAAUGUAAAAUAAUGAUUAUCGUUGGUCAUAUUCAGUUUUCAAGUUGGGCAGCAAUGAAUGCAUUAAAAAAAUAUGUACAUAAAAACCGUUGCACGUAUGCGAGUAGUACUGUACGAUUAUCCUGGAAAGGCACCCUAGCUAUACCAGUACCGGGGAGAACAAAGAAUUCUUUCGACGAAAAAACGGCGAGAGCGCAUACAGUUUUUUGCUUGUUGGUUUUGUAUGAGGUCAAGAGAGACCGAAAUAAUUCUUUACCACGAGCAGGUAUGGAUGAUAUAGGCGUAAUAAAAUUCCGAGUGUAAAAUGCGUCCUCUCCACCGCUACAUGUCGAUACUUAAAAUAAAGAGAUUUUGUCUCGUUUUUGGUUCUUCAGUUGAACAUAUGUGGUAUACCCCUCGUGUCGCGUUGGUUGAAUCGAAGCACUCUACAUCCUCUUUGACGAUGAUGCUGAUGGGCAUCAUGCCAGCCAAGACACAAACCGCCUCGUACGACACUGUUCGGUAUGCGCACGCGACCCUUAGGCACAUUAGCCUGUACGUACUCUCAAAUUUGCCGCGAUGGCACGAGGUACUCAAUACCUUGGACCACACUGGCCCUACAUACCUGAGUAUGGACGUAGUCACGCUAGCAAGGACUUGCGCCUGCUGCUACGGACCGCCGAGCUGUUUGCCAUCAUGCGAGACAGCGCCGCCACAGCCAUUGAAGCUUUCUUACAACGUGGCUCCCGAACGUGAGCUUGUCGUCGAUCAUAACCCCCAGAAGCUUCAGGGAGCUUUUUGAGGCGAUAGUGCAUGCACCAGCACUGAUCGAUGCCUCCUGUUCCGACUUUCUGUUAUUUACAACAAUAACCUUAGUCUUAUGGUGCUGGUUUUCCUGGAGUGCAUCCAGUCUUCCACUACGCGUAUGGAUAGCGCGGCCUUUAACUCCACCUCUCUAACUGACUCGCCAUAGACCUCAAGAGUUAUAUCGUCGGCGAAGCUCACAAUCACCACCCCUGGAGGGAGUGUUAGUUUCAACACGUCGUCAUACAUGGCAUUCCACAGUACCGGACCCAGGAUGGAACCUUGCGGUACACCUGUGGUAACUGGGACGCUUUUCUGACCCUCGUUUGUGUUGUACACAAACUCAGAAUCUUGUACAACGGCGUCAGCACUCUGAGGCUCUGUAGCGCUAAGGCUAUGGAGUCCCAGCUGGCACUGUUAAACGCGUUCUUCACGUCGAGCGUGACGAUCGCGCAAUAACGAAUGCCGUUCUAGUGACGGAGAGGAUUGCAUCCACCGUGGUUUUCGAAAACCGAACUGAUUGCUUGAUAGACCGUUCUCACCUCACCGUUUCACCAGUCUAUUGAGGAUUACCCUCUCAAGCACCUUGCCCGCCGUGUCCAGCAGGCAGAUUGGUCUGUAUGCCGAUGGCUCACCUGGUGGUUUCCCGACCUUCGGCAACAGCACCAGCCUCUGGCGCUUCCACACGUCCGGGAAGAGGCAGUCGUCAAGGCAUUUUUGCAUGACCGCCUUGAACAACCCGGGGCCAGUUUGGAACGAAAGAAGAGCAACUUUGACCUUCUUGGGGAACUUGAUGGUUUAAAGAAACUUCACCUCGGUGCUCACUUUCUUCGUGGGGGAGGUGAAGUGCGAAGUGCCCUGCUAGUCGUUGCCAUCCAGGGUGAGACAGGUCUCGUCGUCCAUCACCACCGUCACUUCGUGAUUUGCUGGUAAAAUCGACUUGACCAUCUUAUUCAGGCGCUGACGCUACGUCAUUGACUGCAGCUCCGAGACUAGUGGACGGGACAGCUGCUUCCUGACAUGUAUGUCCAUGUUCGCCAGGUACUUUUCUACUGUUUAGCCGGUUGCACAGAUCUCGUAGACAAGUGCACGCAGCGAUAUAGCCACAUUUCCCUUGGUCUUUCUCUUCAGCAUCCUUUGGAGCUUCUUGUUGCUCAGGGUCGUCGGCCGUCCAAAACCGUGCUUUCUUUCAAUGCUCUAAUUGUUGUCCAAUAGUGCCAAGAUGUUGUAGAUGCCGAAACGAGCGUAUUCGGUGUCCAAGACGCGUUCGACGCGACGGGGUACCUUUCUUUGAACGCACACUUCUGAACGAAGUAGCUUCACUGUUUUCGCCAUCACGGUUGGAGUUCAACUGAUAGAGCUGUCAAUUUUUUCUGCUGACUUGUGGGAUAAUAUGAUUUCUGCUGCAUGUGUAGUUUCGUCAGUGUGUGUAAAGGUAAACCGAUUGCGUUAAAAAAAUCGUCAAUUUUUGUCCAUUUUUUUAACGCAAACGUUACUUAACCGUCGUCCCGGGAAGAUCAGGGCUUCAGACUGGAGAGGCUUAAGUGGGUUCGGAACAGGCCAAGUAGGUGUCUGGGGGAGUGUAACUCACUCCCUAAGUUUUUCUCAGAUGUCUGUGAGCACAUUCCCCCGCCACCUUGGAAAAAAAAGCGCCCCAUCGAAAACCAUAUUGGUAUCCGUCGACAUAGUGUAAAGUGAAGCGGAAGAGAAUUUCAUAUCGUAUCACCUUCACAAAAAUUCGGUCCUCAAACUGAUGUUCCAUCUGACGAUGGAGUCUCUUUUCAGUGGCUCUAGCUGCUCGAUACCUCUCUCCGCUUUGACGCGUGACAGUCGUAGCCAACUCUGACGCGGUUUUUCUCAUCCGUCGCUUGCGUCGAGUUAGUGAUUCGAAUCAAUGUCAGGCCUUUCCAUUUGAGUGUAACGCAGCAAGCCUCCUCAUUUCGGUGCUUUCAGGAAUGCUUUCGAGUAUUUCGGCGUGCAAAAAAAAUGGUACAGAUAGCCAUGUCUCUGGCUACAGCGAAAUUAACAAGCUUCAAACCAUUGUCGUUCGUAAUAGAGUGAAAGCUUUUACUACCAGUUACGGGGCUCGAUGACGACCUUGACGUCGUGUCGUUGUCUAAAAAACGUCUUUUAAAAAGCUCAUGGAAGUUCUGUUUCUCGUCAUCGGUGCGUACACAUUGACUAGGCUGUAAUUGACAGUCACUGAUCGGCCUCCAUCUAAUGACACGCUUCCUCUGUUUCCCUACCAGCACGAAACCAAUUCCUCUUUCUGCUUCCACGCCACUUAAUUCCAUAGCGCCUUUCACCUUUAUCCUAGCUUAAUAAAGUCUUCGGAACAAUUGUAGAGCAACAUGUCAAAAGGGUCUAUCUACUUUCAUCGAUUUUCUUGAUUGAAUUUUCAGUUGUUUGACAGUUCUAUUUAAAAAGCAAGAUUAGAUUCUCCGCUAUCAAAUGGUGUAAAGGACAUAUCAUGAAACGUGUUUAAUAAGCCGUGGCGGUUGAAAGAAACCGAUCGAUCAAAAAAUCGAUCAAAGCAGAGAGAUCCUUUUGACAUGUUGCUCUACAAUUGUUUGUAUGAAUUACCCGCAUAAUCGCAAAUUGUCAAAAAGUAUGAAUAGUUUACUAUACUAAAAAUAAAAAAAAAUAACUUUUAUGUGUUAAGAGAUAGAAGAAUAGUUUAUUCAGCAAAGUUGUAUAAGAUUCAAAAAUAUGAAACUUUGUUGAACAAAUGAAAACCCUAUCUUUUUUUUGGUACAAAGUUAUAAAGUAUAUAACAUAAAACAUACUUAAAAGUUAGUUUUUUGUACUUAACUUUUGUUAGUUGCAUCAUAGUUAACAUCAUGAUUCUACUUAAAAGUUAAAUACAAAAAACUAACUUUUAAGUAACUUUCACAGAAAAUACACCGUAACUCUGUACCCAAUGAGGAUAGGAAUUUUAUUUGUUCAACAAAGGUUUAUAUUUUUGCACGUUCUAAAACUUUACCGAAUUAACCAUUCCUAUGUCUUAUAACACAAAAAAGUUAGUAUGUUGAAUAUAUGAAAACCUACUGUAAUAUAUGCUCACCGUACUCCCAUAUGGGUGGAUUGGGACAAAUGGAACCUUAAGGAGAUUAAAGUACUUCAGCUUAACUUCAAGGAAAAGUAUUGACAUCAUGAUUCCACUUGCCCCUUUUUAACCUAUACGUUCUUGAAGUUAUCGAAAAAAUAAGCUAAAAUAUGAUAUAACUUUGUAAGGAAAAGUCCUGAAGAUAUAUGUCCUUUGGCAAAAAUGUGUGUUUUGUGUGCCCUAACAAUUCCUUCGAACAAUACUUUAGUGUAAAAUGCAGCUAACAAAAGUUAAGUACAAAAAAUUAACUUUUAAGUAGGCUUCAUGUAAUAUACUUUAUAACUUUGUACCGAAAGAAGAUAGGGGCUUCAUAUUUUUGAAUCUUCUACAACUUUGCUGAAUAAACUAUUCUUCUAUCUCUUAACACAUAAAAGUUUUUUUUUUAUUUUCAGCAUAGUAAACUUUUCAUAUUUUUUGACAAUUAGCGAUUAUGCACUUUUUGCCUUAUUGGACCACUGUGCACUGUAGUAGAUGUGGUACUUAAAUGAAGUGUCCGUAAUAGGAUCUUCUACCCUUCUACCCGCAUAUUCUCCUUUCACAGCUCUCUAGCCGAAAUAUCUGCGCGUGUCGAUUUUAGUAAAGUACUAAGAUUCAUGCCAGAGACUGUUGUACGCCGCUCCUUAUACGGGGACACAGCCGGUACAAUGCCCUUCCCAGUCAGCAUACGACCGAAGUUUCCAUCGCGGUUGGUUACCCGAUCUCCAUUAAGGUUACUUGUAUCCCGGUUGGCACCUUACCAUGACAUAAACUAUGAAUUAAUAGUUUGCAACGAACGCCACCCGCCAUAAGUUUUAAAUCACUUCACUUUCACCUUCCAGAAAGUUUAGCAUAUCCUGGAAUAGAUCGAUAUCUCGUGUUUUCGUGAUAACCGAGAUAAAUUUAGUUCAGAAUACUCAAAACUACUUACACACUAGGGCCACCUAGUGGAUGAAUUCCAUAUGAAACUGUAAAGCAAGGUUAUAAUAGAACAAAUCUGAUAAAUUCAUUUAGUUUUCACUUCCGUGCAUACCUAAUUUUUUUUCACAUUUAUUUGAGUGCAUACCUAAUAUAGAAAGACUACUCGCUAGGAAUGUUCCGAUGUCGAUCACUAAUUAGCUAUAAUUAAGAUUGAGUUGAAAAGUAUGUGGUGCAAACUGCGAACUAUUAAAACAAAAUCUCAAAAUAAACAACUUUAAAAAUGGCUGUUCUGACGGUUUGGGUUUGUGUAAGGACAAUCAUUCAUCAUUUUUUUAGGUUCAGUAACGUUGUUAAUCAUCACUGUUGGAGUUCGAUUAUUUUUAGAAAUAGAUCAAGUUUUUAAUUCAACUAUCAAUCAAAGAGGGGUAAAAACGUAUGUUAUUUCACAAGGUUGUUGCAUUUCAAUCAUUUAUUAGCUACAGACAAAAGUAGCUAUUUUCUGAGGCUGAUGAAGGGUUUCACCUAAUUGGCAAAAAUAGAUUUUAGAGAAAACUUAAAAUGGGGCUCCGACAAAAAAAAAAACAAAGUUAAAUUUAUAAUUUAUACAGUAUCAACAAUGCAUAAAAACAAUUUCCUUUUUUUUCUUUUUAUGUUGAACUUUGGGGUUCUCUUCAUGACUACAAAGGGAAAAGUUUUCGCUGAAUAGAAAGAAAUCAUCAAUCUGUCGUUGAAUAUAUGAAAGAAGAGACAUUUCACUUAAGCUGUUAAUGAAUGAGUUUAGAUUGAGCUUUAGUAGUUAGGUCAAAUACUUCGGAGUCAUUAUGGAUUAAAACUUACGAUAAAGUUGUCAUAUCAGAAGAGAGACAAAAUCUCAUUUUACUCUAGAAAAAAAUCUCACGAAAAUAUGAAAAUUUAUCUUUUCUUGCGUUGAACCGACAACGAAUACAACAUCAAUAGUGAUAUAUUCGCCAGAAACUAUAAAAUGGGGUAGAAACAUUUUGGCAUACACAAAAAAAAAACUGAGGCCACGCUUUUACUUGCUUGCUGAAUUAUGUGAACUGCUUUAGUUUCCGUAAAAUGGAGUGUGUAAAGUUAAAAUUAUACUAAAAUUUAUGGACCCUAUUACAGAAGGCUAUUCGAAUCGACUCGCCCAUGUAUUUCAAAUGAAUCUUGAUAUUUCUGAGAAAGAUGCUACUUGGGAUCUACAAUAGUCAUCUUAAAGACAUUUCUACAUUUCUACAAUUUUCCAUCGCUUCCAUAACUCUUGCUAUCAUAAGAUAGAUCGAGAGUGAGAAAUUUUUCUAAAGUUUUGUUCACUAAAUAAGGUAUUAAAAGAACUCUAAAUAUGGAAUAUUCAACUGAAUUUUUAAACAUAAAAAAAAAACUUUACUAUAAAAAAGAUAUAUACGAACAUGAAAAAUCAUCCUGUGUAAUUUCACAUAUCAAAGAGGACAUUUUUUCAACUAGUGAUAAGAAUAAACCACAAAUCCUCCUGCUAGUACAAUCAUGAGUAAAUCAUCAUCUCUUUAUUAUGCUCUUUAGACAUAAGCUCUUGGAAAAUAAAUAAAUGUGUUAGCGAUAAGUGAGGCAAACGUAUCAGACGGUAAUUCAUACCAAUAAAAAUGAAUGAGUGCACUUUAUUACUAAAAUAAA
Messenger RNA from Wyeomyia smithii (pitcher-plant mosquito), 12779 nucleotides. RefSeq lists its product as uncharacterized. The transcript is spliced from 2 exons. The coding region runs from base 342 to 1262 and encodes 306 amino acids. Lineage: Eukaryota; Metazoa; Arthropoda; Insecta; Diptera; Culicidae. The record is from RefSeq and is a predicted model, not a curated record.